CUAAAUACUACUUUUCAACCCUAGCCGCUAUCUCUCACAUUCUCAACAUUCUAUCUUCUUCCUCCCUACCCACCCAAAUCCGCCUCCUAGCUCUGUCUCCUCACCAAGCAAGUCACUCUUCCUGGAAAUCAAUUCUUCAUUCUACUUUCAAAACUUCGUCUCCGCCGAUUAUUAUAGCGUCUUUGCCGUCAUAAAAAAUGAGAAAGAAAUCAUGCCAGCUCUUCGAUUACUUCCACUCAAUCUUCACAUUUCGUAUCCCCAGUUGCGCAAGCCCCUUGAUCUGCAAUUACCUCUUCCCGCUCAAGAUCUUGAGCGCCGCAUCUCUCAAUCUUGGAGAAGGUAUGAAAAAGUGUUUUAUAAUCUAUUUCAUCCCUUUCGCCUUCUCAACUAUCGAGCUCAUCAGAAAAUUGACGAGAUUCGCCGUCCGAUAGUCUACAAGGAUCGGUAGAUCGGUUGGAUUCUUAUGAUAAGAUCUUCUCCCACCGACAUAUUCCCCAAUCUCCGUCAGUGUCUAUUUAAUUUGUUUAGUAUUAGUAUUUAGGGCGCCGCUGACAGUGCUAGAAUAUGUUUGUGUUAAUGGUGGAGGUGGAAGUGGAUUGAGCUACUGAACAAAGAUUUGGAGAAGGGAAGCUCCAGACAAGGUGAGUGAUUCGGUUCUACUCAUCUUUGUAUGUGUCAAUUUAGUGCUCAUGGAGGUAAUUGGUGUAGAAACCGUUAACAGCAACGACUGAGGAGUAAUGGCUACAAGGAGAAAAGAAUGAAACAACAAUUAGAUCUGGGUGAAUUAUGUAAGAUAUAUGAGCUAAUAUCGUAUUUCCCAUCUCUCACUAGAGUUGCUCUGACAGUGAACUUGUGUUUUUUUUUCUCUCUCUAGGAACUCUUACUGAUUAAUAGAUACCAUGAAGUCAACAAUAUAUGUUUUCAGUGUGAUGAUAACUAGUUCAGAAGAAGCUAAGAAAUCUAUAGCAUGACCCCUUUCUCGGUAAUUGCUUCCUACCACCCUUUACCUAGCCAAAAUUCUAGUACGUCUUGUUUCUUAUAUAUGUUUAUGUUUUGCUUGGGAUGGUGUUUGAUAAAUCUGUGUUGACCUCUGAAUUAGUAUACCAUGUUAAGUUCAUCAGAUAUAGCAUUAGUAAAUUAUUGGAGAGGGUGGAUGUACCUUAGUGUGCUCUGCCCUUGCAUGAAUUCUACCAUAUAUAGUCCAAACUGUUAUUGCUAAACUAUUUAUUGCCCAGUUUUCAGAUUCUGCAUACUGUAUGGUACAGAGUAGACAAUUGUUUUGUGGUAAGUCAUUGAUGUUCAAGGUGAUGGGUGAAAGGUGUGGAUGAACGGGCUCCAAGUUUGGCUUAGGGAAGAAUGUAGUUAAAUUUUGUUUCACCACGAAAUGGGUGCAGGGAAUGAGAGCUUUGUGUUUGAUUGUUUAUUUGUCUCUUUCAACAUCUCUUGAAACCAUUUAUGUUAUACACUUAAGUUUGUGCUCGGUGGUAUGCAGAUUACGGGCAGAGCUACUAAUACAAGACAUGAGCGAACAGAGUAUCCCUAGUAGGUACCCUUGCUUGCUUGUUGAAAAUACGAAAUAGAUAUUGUUACUGUUUUAGUAUCACAAAUGGACAUUGGGGUUAUAUUUCUAUGUUUGAAUUUGAUUGGAUGCACUUUCCUCCUUAUCAAUAGUGAUCUAUGAUGUUCAAGGCUUGCUGACGAGAAAUAGGAGGGUUUUUUUGUUUUCCUGGUAGCACAACCCGUGGUUGGUGAAUGAAUUUAUGUACUAGUCUAUUAUUGUAUAGUUUUAUGUACAAGACUAGCCACUCAUGUGAACGAUGUACAUAUUAAUUGAAGCUUAUAUGAUAAAUAUACUCCAACAGGUUAUCAAUGAGUAUUCCCAGACGCAGUAGGUUAUCAUGGCUUGAAUGAGGUGUGUUGAGAGUUAAACCUGGCUUUUACUAAAACACUUGCAUUUUUACAUUGUAUUUAUGUUCAUAUGCGUUGCUUGAUGGUGAAUUUUGCUAUAUUAGUUGUGUUUCUUUCUUUUACAUUGUAUAUAUAUGUUACAAGUGAAAUUCUGGACUUUUAUGGUUGCAUAUUUGUGUAUACCUAAAUCAUCAUACUAACUUCUUACUAAUUGAUUAUGUAUGCAGAUAAUCAGCUAAGGUUGGAUAUUUUGGCUAAGGAGUAGGAUGUUGAUAUUUUGAGUAUGAACGAUUAAAGCUUUCAUAUUCGUGUAUAGUUCUAUAAAGAUUGCAAAUGUCGUGGCUUGUGUAUGGAUUUAUUAUGUAUGAGAUUACUCUGCUGAAAAAAAAAUAUAUAUAUAUGGUGGCGUAUUCGGUGCACCCACUUUUUCGGGUGCACUCAGUGCACUCACUUCAUAACCGUCAUUUUAAACAUGCGAUUCAUGUCAAAAUGAUGUCAAUCAUCACUUAUGAUGUGAUGAACAAUAACGCACAUGAAUUUGC
This is a messenger RNA of Linum trigynum, 2450 nucleotides long. NCBI's taxonomy places the organism in Eukaryota, Viridiplantae, Streptophyta, Magnoliopsida, Malpighiales, Linaceae. The record is from the annotation of a GenBank genome assembly.